ACCGGUGGAAUAUAUAUGCCGCAGCUUCGCCGACCGAAACAUAUCUGUACAACAACAUUGUGACAAAGCGUAGCGUUCAUCAAGAAAUCGGUUCAUCAUGGCUGAGAAAGAAAUGGGACUGAUCUGGGGAUCAGGAAGUGGACCCUGCUUUAAAGCAAUGGUUGCUCUCCACGAAAAGGAAUUUGGCGACAUAAAAAAGACUCUAAUUAGUUUUUCUGAAAAGGGACAUAAAGGUCCUGCAGUAAUUGCUAAAAACCCAAAGGGGUCAGUUCAAAUGUUCAGUUCUGAUAGUCCCCAAGAAAAUAGAAGAAUCCGAACCGAACACACACAUGAGAAGUGUAAAAGUUCCAGUUCUGUUCCAACAUUCAAUGAUGGCGAUAUUGUCGUGAACGAAUCUAUGGCGAUUCUUCUUUAUCUGGAGCACACAUACCCAAAUAAGGGCACCAGACUUUUACCAUCGGAUCCAGCGGGAUAUGCCAAGGUGAUUCAAGCGACCAUGGAGGCUCAAGAGAACCUCACUAUGAAGAUCAUGGUCAAAUGCAUAUUUUAUAAUAUGAUGACUGACGAAGCAUCGCGAAAGCAGGAAUCAUUCCAAAAAGCCAUCAAAGCUAAUAUAGAGGAGGCACAGAAAGAACUGGCAAUAUGGGAGGAUAAACUGAAAUUGUCUGACGGUGACUUUAUUUGUGGAAAAGACUUCACACUCGCUGAUGUGGUAUUGUUUACUUUCCUGGCAACAGUUGUACGAUUUGGCAGCUCGCUCGGAAAAUUCCCGGCGCUGAAAUCAUACUAUGAUAGGCUGAGAGAGCGACCAAGCAUUAAAGCUUCAUGGCCACCUCACUGGAGUGAGGGCGAACUGGCAGAUGAGAAAAAGAUCCUCAAAGGAAUUUGAUUUGACUGUAAUAAGAACAGUCUGGAAAAGUCACGUGUCUUUAUGAACUGAAAAGCAUACUGAUCAAAUAUUAUAAAUACUAAAAUUCAUAUAAUAAUAUCUCACCAUUUUGCUAAUACGUGUAUUUAUUUUUAGAAGUUCUCUUGACGUGUAAACAUAUGAUAAUAAAUGUUUAUCUAAC
Messenger RNA from Pecten maximus, 1070 nucleotides. Its product is annotated as glutathione S-transferase A-like. The transcript has 7 exons. NCBI's taxonomy places the organism in Eukaryota, Metazoa, Mollusca, Bivalvia, Pectinida, Pectinidae. Bases 98 to 889 code for a protein of 263 amino acids. Gene Ontology annotation, cellular component: cytoplasm. Gene Ontology annotation, molecular function: glutathione binding; glutathione transferase activity. The record is from RefSeq and is a predicted model, not a curated record.